CGAAUUAAUUAUUGAACGUUGACGAUGCGUUUCGAUGUGAUUUAAUCAUUAAUGCAUAUAUUAUAUGCUCUACAGUAAUUCUGGAGGGUUAUCAUGGGAAGCAUAAUAAUAAUAAUCUUACUUUUAAUCUUUAUUGAUUUUCUUUUAUACUAAUUUAUUAAUUUAUUAUAGAUAUUCUCCAAAUGGUUAAGAAGUCGCUUUCUUCUGUGCAAAAUUUUAGCUUUGGCAAUAUCUGCAAUGAUGGGUUUUAUUAUUGUUUAUCCAUUAAAACUUUCUUAUGCUAUAUAUAAUAUGCUUUGCUGAACUGGGUAUUGUCUUCUGCUUCUCUUGUGCUGGCAUUGUCAAUGUUGAUUUGGGUGUGCAAUUCUAGCAUCCACCUUUAGUGUUGUAUCGAAUUCGAGUCGAGUUUGAUGAUCUGGGUUUGCAGUGUUGUAUUCAAGGAUAGGUUGUGGAAGAGUGUAAAGUAGUGUAUGAGUUAAGAUUUGGUAGUUGGAGCAUUUGAUAUUCAAGAUAUGGACAUGAUAUCCCAACCUUACUUUAUGUGAAGGAAUUGAUGAAGAUCCAGCUGUCAGUUGCUAUUACAGCUCUCGUGUUCUUGAUCUGCAUUCAACAAUUAACAUGUGAACAGGUAUCAGAUACUUCUGGAAGUAGGUGGACUUGCGCAUGUUCUUCACCUCAUCAAGAAACACAAAGCUCUAUUAAUGCAGCUAACUGUUCUACAUCUUGUGAUUGUCAGCUUGUGACUGUUAGAUCAACUGGCAACAGAUGGAGAUGUGUCUGUGAUAGUGGUCAGCUGCCGACGUUGGCAGCACAUGAUCAGAACAAUAACUGCUUUACAGCCUGUGAUUGCACCUCUGGAUCUUUAACUGAUUCUCAAGCUCCAAGCAAACACAUCUAUAGCAGAGUAAUUGUGAUCAUUCUCUUCGUAUGUUUGGUGCUCAUUACACUUGCAUUUAUUGCAUCCGUCAUCUUCUAUUUCUACUCAAGAGGCAAAUGUCAGCAACAAAAUACCGUGUCGGACAAAGGAUCUAGCCUCAACAGUGCUACUGACCUGAUAAGACACAAGUUUCUUUCUCAGUCUCUGUCCAGAAGCAAUGCAGGGUUUACGGCAAAUCCAAUCACAGGAUGCUUCGGCUUCGCUUCCCUUUUACUUGGAAGAAAAAUGAGAAUAAUUCAUGGGGCAGUCACCCAUUUUACAUAUUCGGAGUUGGAGCAUGCAACAAACAAAUUUUCUCAUGAUAAUUUGAUUGGAGUUGGGGGAUGGAGCUAUGUCUAUCGUGGUCAUCUUAAAGAUGGUAGAACUGUAGCUGUGAAACGACUUAAAGCGUCCAAGGGACCAGAUUCUGACUCCGAAUUCUUUAAGGAGGUUGAGAUCAUAUCAAGACUGCACCAUUGUCAUAUUGUGCCUUUACUAGGUUACUGCUCAAUUUCAUUGGGUAAACAAAACGAGAGGCUACUAGUUUUUGAGUAUUUGCCAAAUGGUAACUUGAGAGAUUGCCUGGAUGGAAAAAAACAUAUGGAUUGGGAUACCCGUGUCGCAAUUGCCCUUGGAGCUGCCAAAGGGUUGGAGUAUCUUCAUGAAGCUGCUGCCCCCAGAAUUUUGCAUAGAGAUGUCAAAUCCACUAACAUUCUUCUGGAUGAAAACUGCAAAGCCAAAGUAACUGAUCUUGGUAUGGCAAAAUGUUUAAGCAACGAUGGUUUCCCCAGUUGCUCCUCUUCUCCUGAAAGAAUACAGGGAACCUUUGGUUACUUUGCACCAGAAUAUGCAAUUGUUGGUAAAGGUUCAUUAAAAUCAGAUGUUUUCAGUUUUGGAGUGGUUCUUCUUGAGUUGGUGACUGGUCGAACUCCAAUUUUCAAUGUAUCUGAUAAAGGAGAUGAAAGUCUUGUCAUAUGGGCUGCUCCUCGUCUACAAAAUAGCAGGCGUGUAAUAUCAGAAUUGCCUGACCCUCAUCUAAAUGGACAUUUUCCUGAAGAAGAGAUGCAAAUAAUGGCUUAUUUAGCAAAGGAGUGUUUGCUUUUGGAUCCUGAAUCCCGACCAAGCAUGAGCGAAGUUGUUCAGAUCCUCUCAAAUAUUGCUCCAAAUAUGUCAAGGCGAAGAAGGUUUCCUGUGAGUUUGUUCCAGAACUUGUCCUCUCACAGCAUGAAAAGUGAACAACCGUAUCUGGAGAAUUCGACCAGUCAAGUCGAGGUUCUUGUAGACUCUGAGGAGCUCAAGCAAAUGUGUCCAAGUAGAUGGUCAUCUCAAUGUUCAUUAUCAUCGGACAUUGACCGCACUGUCUUGGCUGAUAGUGUUGGGAAGUCGGUAAAUCUCUCCUCGGUUCAAUAUGUCAAUAGUCUGCUUUAUUUGACAUCAAAUGGAAAUUGUAGUACCAAUAAUGACGAUGAUGAGAUUGUGGACCUGACUGAACCUCGGUUAGAAUCAUUCUGUGUAAGAAAUGAUCAAUGAUCUUCGACCUGUACGUAGUGCAGAGUAACCACCUUUGACAAUGAAGAGCAAACACGGUUUAUAUGAUCUGGAAAGUAAUCUGAUAUACGAAACAGUAAGUUACCAACGCGUAUAAGUUAUAACAUUAUUAGAGUGUAAAUCAACAUCACAUUUUUUUGUUCUGUA
This is a messenger RNA of Beta vulgaris subsp. vulgaris (sugar beet), 2611 nucleotides long. Its product is annotated as receptor-like serine/threonine-protein kinase NCRK. The record is from RefSeq and is a predicted model, not a curated record. Gene Ontology annotation, molecular function: ATP binding; protein kinase activity. The transcript is spliced from 11 exons. Lineage: Eukaryota; Viridiplantae; Streptophyta; Magnoliopsida; Caryophyllales; Amaranthaceae. Bases 554 to 2446 code for a protein of 630 amino acids. Gene Ontology annotation, biological process: protein phosphorylation.